Messenger RNA from Lactuca virosa, 1161 nucleotides. NCBI's taxonomy places the organism in Eukaryota, Viridiplantae, Streptophyta, Magnoliopsida, Asterales, Asteraceae. The record is from the annotation of a GenBank genome assembly.
AUGUCGGGCGAAAUUUGUUUUCAUGUACAAGAGGAAAUCAUGAGAAGGCUUCCUGUAAAAUCAUUGGCUCGGUUUAGAUGUGUGUGCAAAGCAUGGAGGUGUUUAAUCGACAGCUCUCGUUUUAUUGCUGCUCACACCGUUGGCCAAGAUCAGCGGCCACAUCUGUUUGUAAGGUAUCUGGUAGGAAGGAAGCCACACUUUGUUUGUAUCGUCGAUGAUGACACUUUCCCCCAACAGAGGUUUGUUCCAACUCUUCCCCCCUCUAUUAAACUGCUUACAAUGUCAAGAAUGGUCGGUAGCUGUAAUGGGUUGGUGUGCUUGGAUGGGUAUUAUGAAUCUCAUUCUGGAGAGCCGGUGGUUGUAUUUUGGAAUCCUUCAAUCAGAAAAUCGAUUGCUAUUUCUGUGCCUGUGAAUCCGUUUAAUAUGUACGAUUGGAUGGAUGAAUCAGCUUUUGGUUUUGGUGUUUGUCCUGUUACUAAUGAUCCUAAGAUCGUGAUGAUUCCACAACUUUGUCAGUUAGAUGAAAAGGUCAGCAACAUUAACGACCCUCAAAAGAUUAUGGUUUAUACAUUGAGUUCAGGGAAAUGGAAAAGACUGUCUACUUCUAGCAAUGUGCCUAGUAAAUCAGUCCAAGUCAGACAGGAUGUCCAAUUUAUUGAUAGGUUUCUAUAUUGGUCUGGAGGACACAUGGUGGCUGAAGAUGGUUGUAGUUGGAUUAGAUGGACUUCUAAUCUGAUUUUGUCAUUUGAUAUGACUAAUGAUACUUUUCAAGUGAUAGACCUCCCAGACAUUUUAGCAGGCUGCCUUCCCACUCAGUUGUUCAUUUCUAAACUAAGGGAAUCUCUUGUCAUAUUUGAAAGCCUGGAAGAAAUGUGUUCUGUAUCUUUAUGGAUGAUGGAGAAUGGUGUUCAAAAAUCAUUUACAAAGCUAUUCACCAUUAUUGCACAAGAAUAUGGGUCAAUUAGAAUCCUAGGACUCAGGAAGAGUGGCACACCUGUAAUGGAAGUGAUAGAUGUUUGUCUUGGAGAAAGUGAAAUUGCGGUAUAUGAGCCCAACUCACAAAGCUUCACUACUCUUGAGAUUGGUGGAAUAAGGAGUUUCUCCACUGUGAAUUCGUACACGGAAACACUACUUUUGCUUGGUAGGUCGGAUUUGUGGUAG